AUGGGCGAUUCCAAAAAAUUACAUAAAAGCGGAAGUUCUAAACUAAAAAAAAAGGAGAAAGAGUUGCUUAGAAAGGAAGGUCAAAACCCUAAUCAAAAAAAAUUAAAUUUUGUAAAAUCAAGUGACAAUAAUUUGAAAAAAUGUAGCAGUAGUGUAAUUGAAAAUGAAAGAGAAAAUCUGAAUAGUGAUAAUGAUGUCAAUUCUUCAAAACAAGAUAUUAAAGAUAUUGAAAAUGUUGAUGCCAUGGCAAUAGUUGAAACCGAGUUUGAAACCUGUUCAAAUAUUGAUAAUGAUGAUCCUAUUACAGAUCCAUUACAGGCAUUUGAAAUCAAUGUUUAUAACCAAGACUCAAGAGUGAUGAUGAUAUUAUAG
Molecule: messenger RNA, 372 nt
Organism: Macrosiphum euphorbiae (potato aphid)
Lineage: Eukaryota; Metazoa; Arthropoda; Insecta; Hemiptera; Aphididae
Source: the annotation of a GenBank genome assembly